Molecule: messenger RNA, 405 nt
Organism: Fonsecaea multimorphosa CBS 102226
Lineage: Eukaryota; Fungi; Ascomycota; Eurotiomycetes; Chaetothyriales; Herpotrichiellaceae
Exons: 1
Coding region: 1-405 (134 amino acids)
Source: RefSeq, a predicted model, not a curated record
AUGGCGAACAUGAGCCAUUGCAAUACGGAGAGAAUGGUCGCGCGGACGAGUGUCAACAGUCCAAUGACCCCCGAAAGCGUAACCGUCUCAUACGGCCGUUCAAGAACCCUUCAGCCCUUAUGUGGCGCAGUUACUGUUCGACUGGUGAGUCAGAUCCAGAGUCGUCACAAGAUCUCGGUCGCGAGUCAAUGGUGGACGAUGUCCAUGCCGGAUCAGCUCCUCCUAUUGAUGGCUUUUCCACCAACAUCUGGACCGAAUAUCGAAACGGAAACGGCAACGAAAAUCUGGCUCCGUUCGAUCACAACUGCGAUGGAGACAUUGAUUCACCUUAGCACCAAGCCUUCUGCAGCCGAAGGUCUACCGAAAGGAAAUGGCCGUUAUGGCAAAGGCACCUGCAACCGAUAG